AUUGUAUUCUUUUUUUUUGUUGUUUUUUUGUCUCUAGUGAGUGAUGGCUGCUUUUUGUUUUAGGUGUUACUUUUUGAUGUUUCGAUUUGACUGAAAAUCGAUUCGAUGAACUGAAAACGAAUUGUCUUUUCAGGUUAAUUUUUUUAGUGGUAUUGUUAAUAAUUUUGAGGAAGUAUAUAGUUUUUUAACGAAAUGUAGUGUCCAAAAUUCUUAAAAUUAGGGUUUUUCAAUUCCAGACCACCUGUACAAGGAUCACUUCCACUAAUGUUUCGCAAAAGGAACUCAGAUUUGAAGAUUAUCAGAGUCUGACUGUUAUUACGAUAAUGAAAAACUGGCUAUGUGUCGGUAUAUGAAAAAAGGCUUAGCAGCAUUAGUUUCUGGUUUGAGAAACCAUCAGAUUCUCAAACAAUGGUAUUAUAGUCGAUCUACGAUCAAUCUAUUUAUUCGUUGAAAGGCCACUAGAUCGUGUGGAUGGAAUUGGAGAUCGUUAAAUCCACUCAUGUUUUCUCAACUUGUGCAGAAUCUUAAAACACAAUACAAAGUCCUCUCUGUUUUUACUGUAAUAUUGUAGAGCAAUGAGCAUGAACUUUUCUGGCAAUUUCCAGAUAUAAGAUACCCAGUUUGUAACAUGAAAUCUCAAGGAACGGGGAGGGGGAUUCGUAUCUUUUAUUGUGAGGGAAAGAAUCGAGUUUCUUUUAUUUUAUACCAUCUUUUUUGGCCGCAAAAUUGACUUCAUCCGUAUCCAGUGUAGGAAUAAUCGCAGAUUUAUAACGAAUUUAUGCUAGAAUCUCCGGUUGAAUUGUUCAGCAUCUACAUUACAAUAUUCUCCAAUAUUUUUAAUUUUAAUGAUAAAUUUCCAAUACUGCAGGACAUAUUUUAAUUUUUUCUAAAGACCCACAAAGCCCUUUCGAUAUUUUGGAUUUUUUUCAUUUCUAUUUUGUUUUCCUUUUCUCUUCGGUGAUUGAGACAUUUUCUCAUUGGAGUUUAUGAAUGGACAAAUUCUGUUAGCCCAUUUGUUUGUCUUCGAGAGAUUUGUAUCUUUAUAAGCGUUUUCUGGCUUUGGUUCUGUCAAUAAAUAAAUUACAGUUCAUUCCUAUCCUUCAUUAUGGGAAUAAAUAAAGGCCUUUCAUAGUGCUUUUAUACAAAUCCUAUUCAUAUCUUAAACCUGAAGUUUCCCGGAAUAUAAGUGAGAAUUUUAUGCUGCACAUCAGAAUUUAACCCUGUUGUUGUUUGUCCAUCUGAUUUGCAUCUUCUCUUUUCUAUUUUGCGUAUAUUUUUCCUGUGGCGUUUCCUUUCUGAAAAACAUAUAAAGAGAACGAAAGUUGAUGUAGUUUUGGAUGGUAGACAGGAUAUUUGAGCAGAAAUCAGCUCUGCUUGCUGUUGUUGUUGGGAUAGCUGGGUUGCAGUUUUGGUCAUUUGUAAAUGAACACUCAGGAGAUAGAUUGCCGAGAACCAGUUAGCCAGAACUAUGAACUGAUCAAUGAUCGUGGCUCUGAAUUUGCUAAUUGUUCUUCCCAAUUAUUUGGAUCCAAACAGUCUUGGCAAUUCGGAACUGGUGCUCAGCCACCAACCAUGGGUGGAGGAUCACAACUGCAAUAUAUUAGGCCUGCUAAAUCAUCCAGCACAAUUAUGAGCCGCUUUGAUUCACCAGCUUCCACUUUUUACGAAACCGAACGCUGCAUGGGAAUUCAACAGUAUGAUAGUCCAGUUGAUAACCCCUCUUUGUGUUCCCAAGUUUCCAGGACUUAUGAUUCGCAGUUCCCUCCGUAUCAAUCUUCCAGGGAAGACUUUUCCAUCGAUUCAGCUCAUCAAGAUGAUUCCAACUUUGAUUUGAGAAACACCUUGCAGGCAAUGGUGAAAUCUCAGUUCUUUUGUAAUCAAUACUUUGAAUCCUCUGGAAACAAAAUUUCAUGCAGCGAUUCACCAGGAUGUAAGCUUCUUCCACAUGAACAAAAUAAGUUGCUUGGUGAUGAUACUAACUAUGGUGGGAGGCACCUUUUGAUUCCUUUUAAAGGAAAUCAGGACGAUAUGGGCAAUUGCAAUUCACAUACUUCCUCACCCCCACAGCUGGGCUGCUCCUCUCAGCAAGGGAAGCAGUUUUCAAGGCUUUCCUCUGAAAAUAUACACAUUACUCCAGGCCAUUCUGCUUCAGCCGGGGCAGUAAUAUCUAGCAAGGCAAGAAUAAGGUGGACUCAAGAUCUUCACGAGAAAUUUGUUGAAUGUGUUAAUCGCCUUGGUGGUGCUGAGAAGGCAACGCCAAAGGCAAUACUAAAGCUGAUGAACUCGGAUGGAUUGACCAUUUUUCAUGUGAAAAGUCAUCUUCAGUACCGAAUUGCAAAAUACAUACCAGACUCAACAGAAGGCUUUUCUAUUGCAGGAAAAUUGGAGAAAAGAAACAGUAUGAGCAAUGUACCCCAGCUCGAUGUUAAAAUUGGCUUGCAGAUCACAGAGGCACUGCAAGUGCAGUUAGAUGUCCAGAGGCGUCUUCAUGAACAAUUAGAGGUUUCAAACCAUUUAUCGAGGGGUUUGCUGGUAUAUGAUCUCCUAGCUACUAAACUUUGCUUGAUGACUUAUCCGGGCCAGGUUCAGCGAAGAUUACAGCUACAAAUUGAAGAACAAGGGAAGCAGCUCAAGAUGAUGUUUGAGCAGCAACAGAAAACAAAUAGUAGCCUCUUCCAGAAUCACAACUUGGAUUCUUCCUCUGCUGAACCAUCAAAUAGUCAAGAGGUUCAGGUUCCCAUUUCUGAAGGUUCUGGAAAUUCUUUAUUCCCAUCCAAGAUAAGCUAGAUCCUCAAAGCAUGACAUAUGAUCUUUUGCUUAUACACCUUCAAGCACUUAAUCAGUCAUGGGUUCCCUGGAAAGCUUUCAUCUUUUGCAUAUUGAAAGCAGUUAAACAGUCAUGAGGUUCCUGCAAAGCUCAUUCAUUCCCUAUAAUAGAAUCAAGACAUACGCAGCAGCCUAAUUAAGAAUAGCAUGCAGUGUAUUUGCAUAAUCCAAACUGUAUAUUUACAGUGUAAAUACAAUGGAGUGCACUCGUGCAUAAUUCCCUUCAGAAAAUAACUGUUGUGUAAACUUCAUGCAUCCCUUGUCCAUCCUUAAACCUAGUGAAAAACAUUCUUGUUGUAAAGCUCAUUUAGAGCUUGUGUUAGCGUAAGAAUAAUGUUGUCUUGUAAUUUGUGUGCUCAUGUUCUUUUGAGUUGGUUGAAAACUUUACUGAGGGAACCCAUAUGAAAUUCGAACUAAACUCUCUAUGGAUUUCUUUUCUUUGAGCUCAUGAGCUCAUAAUGUAGGAAAAUGUUCUGCAAAAUGUUCUUUGGGAACCAUUUAAAUUAUGUCCAGCGGAAGAACUUUCGAAAAAAUUGCUAUUCAUUAAAAUCAUGGGCCUUUUUUCCUCGUAAUUUCUGAAAUAAAAAAAACGUGAAAGAAAUCGAAAAAGAGAGACGUCAUUAUUCAGGAAUCAGAAACAGCAUUUGUGUGUUAAGAGAACAAAUAUUAAGACAGGCCUUGGCUGCUAUUCCUGCAGGAAAUUAUAAAUUUUAGUUUUAUCUUCUCUUAAUGAACAAUGAACAUGGUAGUUUUGAAGCACGAAUUCGAAAAUAUUGAACUGCACGGUGCAUCCCAGCAUCUUUACAGGGUACAUCUUGUUUAUCUUCUCUUCUUGCUGUUUUCCUAACAAACUUACAGUGUGGGGUAUAUGGAAGUUUUCGAAGGGUUAUUGUGCUAAUUACACGAAAUUUUUUGUAUUUAACCCAAAACCUUGAUGAUCUUCCAUAAACACUUAACUUUGAAUAAUGGUUCAUAUGUUUAUUAAGUUAGUAAGCCACGUGUAGAAGCCACGUGUAGAAGAGGUUUAGUUAAGUUAGUGUUAAGUUAGUUAGUUUGUAUAUAAAUAGACUUGAACAGAUUGUAACAGUGACGUAAUUCAUUUUUCAAUACAUUUUUUCUUCCUUGCAUAUUCUGAUAUGGUAUCAGAAGAUGAAAACUCUGCUUCCACAAACCCUAUUUUCUCAAAUCCUAAUCGUACCAGUUCCUUUGUUGAAGAUUUCUCAAAUCCUUAUUUUCUCAAUCAUGGAGAAAGCCCUGGAUCUGUUUUGGUUUCUCAACCUCUUAAUGGUGAGAACUAUUAUACUUGGAGUAGGUCGAUGGUAAUGGCUCUCAAUGCCAAGAACAAGACGGGUUUUAUUGAUGGAACUUUUUCUUGUCCUGCAAAUCGAUCUGAUUCUCUUUAUGUUCAAUGGUUUAGAUGCAACAAUAUGGUUCUUUCUUGGAUUUUAAACUCUCUUACGCAAGAGAUUGCUGCAAGUGUCAUCAGUUCCUCUAUUACUGCAGAGGUUUGGAACAACUUAAACACUAGGUUUAUGCAAGGUAAUGGCCCGAGUCUUUUUCAACUCAAGAAAGAUCUUUCGUCCUUAAUUCAAGAUCAAAGUUCAGUUAGUUUGUAUUACACAAAACUCAAAGCUUUAUGGGAUGAAUUCUCCAAUGUUAAGCCUAUUCCCAGUUGUAUUUGUCAACCAAAUUGUUCGUGUGGAGCUUUGAAGACAGUUAUUGAUCAACAUAAUAAUGAAUAUGUUGUUCAAUUUCUAAUGGGCCUUAAUGAUUCUUUUACACACAUUCGGGGUCAAAUUCUCCUAAUGGAUCCAAUUACAUCCAUUGACAGAGUUCUAUCUCUUACUCUUCAAGAAGAAAAACAAAGGAAAGUUGUUGGAUCUUCAAUCUUGUCUGAAUCUGCUGCUUUGUUUAGCAAGAAUGUGGCCCCUGCAUCGACUUCCUCAACUAAUGUCAAGAAUUAUCAAAAAUUAAGAUCACGAUCAGUUUGCACUCAUUGGACAUACAGUUGAUAGGUGCUAUAAACUACAUGGAUAUCCUCCAGGGUAUCGACAUAAUGCAAAGCCAAGAACACCUUAUGUUAAUCAAGUUUCAGCAUCUUCGAAUGGCUUUGAUGAAACAUCUAAUGGUCCAAACUCCACUCCUCCAUUCCCCUUUACUCAAGAACAAUGUAAUCAACUUCUCUCAUUUCUUCAAAACUCCUCACAACAACCAACAACAAUGAAUGCUGUAGCAAAUCCAUUGAGUCUAUCAGGUAUAGUUAACUCACCUGAUAAUGUUCUCAAAAAGUCAAAUUCUUGGAUAGUUGAUAGUGGUGCUACUGAUCUGAUCAUAUGGUCAGUUCCCUUUCGCAUUUUACUACAACUAUCUCUGUUGCAAAUACUUCAGUAAAAUUGCCUAAUAGUGUCUGUGUUCCAAUAACACACAUUGGAACAGUCAAAUUAUCAGAAUCAUUGAUUCUUGAUAAUGUUUUGUAUGUACCUUCCUUUUCUUUUAACCUCAUAUCAGUCAAAAAGCUUAUUGAAAAUUCAUGUUGUUUUGUUUUUCUUGCUGAUUUCUGUUUCAUACAGGACCAACACUCUUGGAAGACGAUUGGAGUGGCUAAACAAGUGGCUGGGUUAUAUUUGUUUCAAACAUAUGAUAUUCAUUCUGCUGCUAAUUCUAGUAAAAUUUCUGUUGUCAAUUCUACUGUAAAUAGCUCUUCUUUUGAUCUAUGACAUUUUAGGUUAGGUCAUCCUUCCUUAAAAAGGAUCCAAAUAAUUCACAAAUUGUUUCCUGAUGUCACUACUUCUUCCACUUUUGACUGUAAUACUUGUCCAUUGGCAAAACAUAAAAGAUUGCCAUUUAAUACGAGUGAUUCUAUCAGUAAUAAAAUUUUCGAUUUGAUUCA
Messenger RNA from Carya illinoinensis, 5716 nucleotides. RefSeq names its product myb family transcription factor PHL5-like. The transcript is spliced from 7 exons. The record is from RefSeq and is a predicted model, not a curated record. The coding region runs from base 1423 to 2787 and encodes 454 amino acids. Gene Ontology annotation, molecular function: DNA binding; DNA-binding transcription factor activity. NCBI's taxonomy places the organism in Eukaryota, Viridiplantae, Streptophyta, Magnoliopsida, Fagales, Juglandaceae.